This is a messenger RNA of Centrocercus urophasianus (Greater sage-grouse), 6225 nucleotides long. It is a transcript of the gene SORBS1, whose product is annotated as sorbin and SH3 domain containing 1. Gene Ontology annotation, molecular function: protein binding. Gene Ontology annotation, cellular component: cytoplasm; nucleus; cell-substrate junction. The record is from RefSeq and is a predicted model, not a curated record. Gene Ontology annotation, biological process: cell-substrate adhesion. The transcript has 33 exons. Lineage: Eukaryota; Metazoa; Chordata; Aves; Galliformes; Phasianidae. Bases 298 to 4188 code for a protein of 1296 amino acids.
UGUGCUUCUGUUGAAUGAGUAAAUGCGUAUGGCUGGACGGCCCAGAGGAAGGGCUACAUCAUGUUCUCAGCUGGUUAAGCUCCUUAACGUGAGCUUUUAAAAAUUUUCCUGGAUGUUCAUCUGAUGUGAUUUUGGCUGCAAGAAGUAUGUGCUGUGACAGAACAGUUGUAUGUGAAGAAAAGCUGGAGUGGAAGUCACUGGCAGAGGAUCUUGCACUUUUCAGCUGCGCCUGAAGAGUUCAGCUGACUGCGAGAUAAACAAAAUCCAGAAGUGAAAAAGGCAAUUCCUUCUGCCACAAUGAGCUCUGAACGUGAAGAAGUUGAUGUUGCAAAAACUGUUGUCAAUGGGCUGAGCAGCAAUGGACAAGAAAAAGCUGUUGACGUCCCUUUAUACACACGCUCUAUUUCUGCCGUUACAAUAAUCCCUGUGAAGAAAGUGAAAAGUUCUCCUCACCUAGUGCUGCCUACAGAAACAGAUCCCACUAAAGUCUGCAGUGGAAAAGGAGCUGUGACCCUCUGGGUAUCUUCAACCUCUGAAGAGAAUCAGAAAAUCUCUUCGCCAUGUCCUCAGGAUGCUGAGAAACCUGAAAGUCUGGAGCCAGAAAACACAGAAACAGAUGAUUGGAGAUCAUCACCCAACACUGAUGCCAACGGGGAUGCCCAACCAUCUUCUCUGGCUGCCAAGGGUUAUAGGAGUGUGCGUCCGAACCUUUCCUCGGACAGCAAGCCACAGGCCCUUCCUCCUCCCCGUCCUCCUCUCCCCAAGGAGGAAAGCUUUGCAUGGCGUCCUCGCACUGACACUAAAGCAACCAACCUGCUGCCAGUGCCCAUCAUGGAUUGUGUGUACCUGAAUGCACCCAAGCCUUCUGCUCAGCGUGCAUCACUAAAUGCCAGCUCACGGUCUUACUUCUCAUCACCCACCCCCUAUGGGGCAGUCCCCAGCGGGAAGCAAGGCUUGCCAGCAGGGCAUUUUCCUUCUUCAGGUCCCAGAGAUAUGGUGCAUGUUGGGCAGCCACUCUUGGAAAGUAGCUCCUCAUCAAAUGCAUCAUCCUUACAACGCAACCCUGACAGGGCAGAUCCCAGUAGUAAGGCUGGAAUGAAUUCCAGUCAUGAGACGAAGGCGGAUAAAAAGGUCAGCAAACUAUAUGUAGCUUGUUUAUCUAACAACACUUGCUCAGCCACGUCUGAAAAUUCCACUGGCACCACACAUGACCCAUCAGCCAGCACCAGUUUGGGAGCUGAGGUCACUCAGGCACCAGCCACCGAUAUUGUUUUCUCUGCAACGGGAAAAGCUCUUCCUGCUCCUCCUCCUCCUCCUAUUCCUCCCAGGCCGUACUUUUACAUUGUCCUCAAUAAAGACGCAGUUAGUUCUGAUGCGGGCCAGCCCUCUUGGACACAGUCAUCACCUCCGCAAGCUUUGAGGGACAGAGUGCUAGAGCCCCAGAGCACAGCUGCCACAGAGGACAGAAUGAGAAAAGAGCCUUAUCUUACCCAGCAGCGGCAGCCGCCGUACAAGGCAGUGGGACGCAGCAUGGAUGUCACUGCCACCACAACUCAGCCUGGGGUUAUAGUAGUCCCCCUUGUCCAGAUUAAUCCAGACAGACAACAAGAAGGCAGCUCCAGCACUCCUCCACCGCCUCUGGUUCCUUUUGGGCAAGGCUCCGUAUUCCCUGAGACUCUUCCUCCUGGCACACCCUUGACUUUUCCGACUCUAGAUGAUUUCAUUCCCCCACAUCUCCAGAGGGAUUCCCACCAUAACCAAGCACCCUCUGCGUCUGGCACAUCACCCUCUGUUUACCCGAAACUUCCAUUCUUCUCAACACCACCUUCACUUGUACCUCCGGUUACGGGGGCUUUGCACAGGGGCUUGAAGCCUGAAAUCACUGGAGUCAUCUCACGUACAGACCCAGGUCCUGCACUAAAUGACGUGACCCAGCCUAGCAGUGGCACUGACUAUCCAACUUCCUUCACAUCAAUCAACAAGUCAUCUUCUGCCUAUCCCUCUACCACAAUCGUCAAUCCCACUAUUGUCCUCUUGCAACACAAUCGAGAACAGCAAAAAAGGCUUAGUAGCCUGGCAGAUUCUGUGCCAGACAGAAUAAUUUCAGAUAAAGUAGAUUUGGCACUCACACAAGUCAAGCCAGUCCAGGAGCCAGUGCUGAGUGAGAGGAGGGUUUUGGAGGAGAAGAGAAUUGUCAAGAGCCCUCAGCAUAUGGCUGAUACUUCUGUUGAUGACAUUGGCAUUCCACUGAGGAACACAGACAGAUCAAAGGACUGGUACAAGACAAUGUUCAAACAGAUACACAAGCUAAACAGAGAAGACAAUCCUUAUUCUCCUACAUACCAGUUUCCUGCGUCUACUCCUAGCCCUAUCUCUGAAGAUGAAGAUUCUGAUUCAUACUCUCCUCGUUAUUCCUAUUGUGAGGACACCAGAAGCCAGCCUUCAGUUCCUCGCUCCAAGAGUGAGAUGGACCAUAUUGACUCAGAGAAGGUGUUUAAGAGGUCUGCCACUUUGCCCCUACCAAACCGUACUUCAUUGCUGAAAUCCAGCCCUGAAAGGACGGACUGGGAGCCUCCAGACAAGAAGGUGGACACUAGAAAAUACCGUGCAGAGCCCAGGAGCAUUUAUGACUAUCAGCCAGGAAAGUCCUCAGUUCUGAACAGUGAAAAAAUGACUCGGGAUAUAAGCCCAGAAGAGAUAGAUUUAAAGAAUGAACCUUGGUAUAAAUUCUUUUCGGAAUUGGAGUUUGGGAAACCGCCUCCAAAAAAGAUUUGGGAUUAUACUCCUGGAGAUUGCUCUAUCCUUACUAGAGAGGAUAGAAAGACUGAUCUAGAAAAAGACCUCUACCUCUACCAGACUGAGUUAGAGGCAGAUUUAGAAAAAAUGGAGAAGCUUUAUAAAGCGCCACAUAAAAAGCCACAGAAGAAUACAGCAGGUGUUACUCCUCUGGAAACUUCCACGGACCAUUCUUCCUACUCCACAUAUUCACCCAACUACCACGCAGCGAAGAGGGAUUCAGAACCAGCACUAGGGGACCUUGCUGCCUUGGAGAAUGAGAGACAGAUUUACAAGAGUGUGCUGGAAGGCGGAGAUAUCCCGUUCCAGGGGCUGAGUGGUCUCAAGCGUCCUUCUAGCUCUGCUUCCACAAAAGAUUCAGAAUCACCAAGGCAUUUUGCACCAGUUGAUUACAUGGAAACUCCAGAAGAAAUUAUCCGCAGGCGUUAUGAUGAUAAAGAGAAACUUUUAGAGGACCAGAGACGGCUUAAACGUGAGCAAGAAGAAGCUGAUAUUGCAGCUAGAAGGCACACAGGGGUCAUUCCAACGCACCAUCAGUUUAUCACUAAUGAGCGAUUUGGGGACCUCCUAAAUGUAGACGAUACAGCAAAGAGGAAAUCUGGGUCAGAGAUGAGACCUGCUAGAGCCAAGUUUGACUUCAAAGCACAGACUCUGAAGGAACUUCCUCUGCAAAAAGGAGAUAUUGUUUACAUUUACAAGCAGAUUGACCAGAAUUGGUAUGAAGGUGAACACCAUGGCAGAGUUGGCAUCUUCCCACGAUCCUAUAUAGAGCUUCUCCCACCAGCUGAGAAAGCUCAGCCCAAAAAGCCAUUACCAUUGCAAGUAUUGGAGUAUGGAGAUGCUAUUGCUAAGUUCAACUUCAAUGGUGAUACUCAAGUAGAAAUGUCUUUCAGAAAGGGUGAAAGGAUCACGUUGAUUCGACGAGUGGAUGAGAACUGGUAUGAAGGAAGAAUCUCUGGCACGAGUCGCCAAGGCAUCUUCCCUGUAACUUAUGUGGAAGUGCUCAAACGGCCAGUGGUCAAGAAUGCCAUUGAAUAUCCAGACCCACCUGUGUCACUCUCCCCUAACCGCAGCGUGACAGCUUCACCACAGCCUUCCCUCCAUUCAUUGAGAGCUGGACCAGAUCUCACAGAGUCUGAAAAGAGCUAUGUGCAACCUCAAGCACAGCAGCAAGGAGCCAGCCCUGACAGAAGUCAAACACCACGAGACAUAGUUAGCUACCAAGCUCUAUACAGCUACACUCCUCAGAACGAUGAUGAGCUGGAACUGAGGGAUGGUGAUAUUGUUGAUGUUAUGGAGAAAUGUGAUGAUGGCUGGUUUGUGGGUACAUCCAGGAGAACAAGGCAAUUCGGCACCUUCCCGGGCAACUAUGUGAAGCUUCUGUACCUGUAAAGUAACAGUAAUCCCACAGUGACAGAGAUGGAGCUGUUUUUCUGAUGGUGUUUUUAAACAAUGAAGAGAGAGACAAUUUAUGAAUGUAAUAGACAAGAGAUGAAAAGUGUUAGGAGGAUGUGGUUAUGUGGUACAGUAUUGAAUUGAAUGUGUAGCCCUGCUUCUACUAAUUCAGGGUAUGAUUUGUUUGCUGAAGGAGAGACAGUUUCUAGUUUACAGUGCUGCCUUUGUGUAUUCCUCUCCCCUCCCCAACAAGAGUUCUGGUGAUAACCUUAAUUCGUAUGGAGUACUUUACUUCUGAGAAGGCUUCAGGGAAGCAAAAGGUAUAGGUUUUGUUUGUGUGUUAAGAUAUGACAGUACUUUCAGAAAGUACGUGACCUUGCAGCUUCUCCGUUCACUGGUGAGGUCAGGGAGGCCAGGCUUCCUGCCUUGCUGAAGGCUUGCUGUGCUCUGCCUUCCACUCCCAUAGAACUCCCUUCCUUCAUGCCAUGCACCUUAAGACCCCGUAUGGGCAGAGGACAGCCAGUGUGGUUAAACUGCAGAACUCUGUUGAGAAGGAGUUUGGGACUGGAAGUUUAAUCCAGAGGUGUCAGCCAAAGUGUUCUGCAGACACGCAAAAAGCCCAAACCCUUUCCUAACACAUUACCCACUUCUGCAAGGUUUUUUUCUUUUGUGCAGGGUGUGUGUGUGUGUGUGUGUGUGAGUGUACUGUGUGCAGCAAAACGAACGGAGUAAUGUUUUUUUAAAGAGAAAACAACCUGGCUUUGACAUUUAUCUGCACAAAGAAUAAAACCAAUAAACAGAACAUCCAUGAGAGCAAAUCCUGUUUAUGAGUCCUACGGCUGUUUGCUUUCUCUGCUCCCCCUUUUUGGCCCAAAAAGAGUUGAAGCAUGCUCUUUGGGAAGAAGGCUUUGCUUCUCUAGCAUUAAAUGUCAGAGGUUCUGAUAAGUCUGAGAAACAUGCCUUUGAAGGUGCCUUUUUCUGUUGUUCUUGCAGUGUAGAUGGUAGAUCCAAUAAACACCUGCAUUUUGACUGGCCCUUAGUCCAACAAAAAAGUCUGCUCAGUUUGGAAAGCCGUGUUUACAGCGGUUGUUACCAGUCAUAGAGAUUUGUAUUUCUUUGAGGAAAAAAACGUGGCUUGCCUGUAAAUCCACUACGAAUACUCUUUUGAUAGACACUUUGUUAUUAAGAAGUAUAAACAAAACCGGUUCUAUCAGACUCUGCUUCCUACAGUUACCAUACAAAUAGCAAAAGGUUAGAUUGCUAUUUUGUCAUAAGCCGUAUUUAAUAAUAUAAAAUGCCUAUUUUUAUGCUGAUGCUUUUAUACAGAUUUAUUAAGAGUAACUACAACUAACUGUUAGCACGACUUGCAAUAUGUUUUGAUAAACUAGCCAUGCUCCUGGGUUUGAAAUCAAGUAGGCUUGUCUUCCGUCUCAGUCUGCGGAGGAGAAGACUCAGUGUCUCAGAAGUUUGACUGUAAAUAUGUAUAUUUAACUUUGUACAGACAAUGUACUUACCUUGUAUAGAAAAAUAAUUUAAACGCAUUGAGCGAAGGGAGAAAAAGAAAGGCAGUUGUCAGAGGUUGGGAUUUUAUUCCACUUUUAUUUAAAUGAUGGAAUUCUGUGUGUGUUCAUAUAAAGAGUUUUAGCACAAAAUAUCCACUAUGAAAGAGUUUCAGAUAUGACACUGACCACUGACUGCACCACUGUCUCUUUCAAUAGGAGAUAUCAUUAAUUCUGCAUCUUAUUUAUGUUUUUUUUCUGCUUUGGUUUUUUCUUCCAGUUAUUCAUAGCAAGACAUAGGCUGUUGCUAAGAUUGGAUAGCACCAAAUUAAUCUAUCCAGCAAAGUAACACAAUAAUACUGACUGUAUAUAACCUACUCAUUUAGAGGUUUAUUUUCUGUUCUCGCUCUUGCCAUUUUAAGUUACACACACACACACACACACACACACAUCACAAUUUAUUUUUGUGUUGAUUUUUGUUCCUUAUUGCAGUGGAUUACUAUUUGGCAAUUAAUAAAUGGAAGUAUUGAAUUAC